Molecule: messenger RNA, 2907 nt
Organism: Hymenoscyphus albidus
Lineage: Eukaryota; Fungi; Ascomycota; Leotiomycetes; Helotiales; Helotiaceae
Source: the annotation of a GenBank genome assembly
GAACCUUUCACCUCCGUACAGGUAAACUUGCAACUGAUACAACACCGCCUCCCACGUCCUUCGUUGCGAUACUCUGAGUAAUCCCCACAUGGCUGAUCGGUAACCAUACUUCUCGAUGUAGUACGACCAAGCCGACAGAUCACUCGAGUUGACAAUGGCAUCUCAGGCCCCCGUUGGCGGGGGAAGUGGCCGAUCGAUAUUCCCCAAGGGGCCCAGCUUUACCUUGGAAAACUUCUCAAAUAAGGAUUUCAUUGUCAGAGAUUUUGUCGAGGACCUUGCAGAAAGUGCGGUUCCUGUAAAUCGGCGUUCGGGGCCAGGACAGCAACCCUUUGAUCCAAAACCUCUCAUCAGGACCUUUGAAAGUAAGGGCUCCCUUCCGCUAAUACUGGCACGAAGUCUAAUAAACCACAGGUGCCCUUGCACAACUUGCGACUCUUUCCGAAGAACUGGGAGAAAAGGAAACUGAACUUCUUACUUCAGUACGACGGGCCGAGGUCCAGCACCACCAGACUCUAGAUGAUUUGGGGAGGAAGCUCGACGAGUCCAUAGAUUCUUAUGAGACACUUGACAUUGCUCUGAACCAACCUAAUGGAACCAAUGGGAAUGAUAUCAACGGACGAAACCAUGACGGAGGGGGUUUAGUUGCCGUGCAAAUUGGAGAGAGAUUAGAAGCUCUGGACAAGCAACGAAGACGAGCGCAGGACGCCAAUUUCCUAAUACAAUGCUGGAUAGAAGUCAGUGAAGCCGGGCAGUUGACGUCUUUAGAGGAUAUGAUAAGACGUCAAGGUAGUGGGGACAAUAAGGUACGAUGUGCUGUUAUUGCUCGACAACUUAUGAGAAUGAGCCAGAGGUUGGAUCCCACGUCCUGGGCACAGACAAACGGUUCCAAGAAAACGAAUGGAGUCACGAAUGGCAUUGUUGACUACAAGGGACAUAACACCCGAGAACUAAUAGAGAAAUUUUCGGAAACGUUGGAGAAAGACUUGUUGAAGCAAUUCGAUGACAGCUACCGAAGGCAAAACUUUGACGACAUGUUGGAAUGCGCAAAAGUACUGCACGAUUUCAAUGGUGGAUCAAGUGUCGUUGCUUUAUUUGUCAAUCAGCAUCAGUUUUUUAUUGAUCGAAGUCAGCUAAUUACUGAUGAAGUGACAACGGACAAUGAGACUUGGGAACGGCUAGCGGAUCCAGAUUCUGAUCCACCAGGAGUUGAACCAAGCUUGCAAUCGCUUGUUGAUGAGAUCAGGGUUGUCAUGCAGGACGAAUCAUUUAUCAUCAAGCGAGCAUUUCCAUAUUAUGAGGUGGUCUUGACCAAAUUUAUCCAGAGAGUUUUUCAGCAAUCUAUUCAACAACGAUUGGAAAUGGUACUGGAAAAGGCCGAUACUAUAUCCUCUCUAGCCUUUCUGAGAUCACUGCAUGCCUCGCGAAGUUACAUCAAUAAUCUGAUCGAAGAUCUCAAAGCCCAUGGCCUGACGGAACACCCGGAAGCCUGCACAGCUCAGACUGCAUUAAGUCUUGACCAGCAGCUGGACGAGUUAUUCGUCCCGUAUCUGGUUGGAAAUUCAUACAUAGACCGAGAAAGGAAGAGUUUGGAAGAACUGUCUUCGUCGCUGCUUUUCAAGUACACAAUUUAUCACUCGCGGCGAAAGAAGGCUCCUACCGGUUUCAUGGCAUCUCUGGCUCAACAAGGAACACAACUCUUGUCAACGGCAAAGGACGCUUACAUUGACCGCUUGGAUUCCUCUGAACUCACGGCAACGCAGAAAGCCAUGAUGAUAAGAGUCGCAGGCCUUCAAAAUCAAGACAACAGCGCCAAGAACGAAAUCGAAGUUAGUGAUGAGGAUGGAUUGUUGAGUAUUCCCAAUGCCAAACGAAUGCUGAAGUGGUUAGCGGAAGGUGUUCGACGAGCACUCGAACUUGGCAGUGGGAGCGAUACCCCCAAAGAUGUAUCAGCUUUGCUCAAUCUACUUUUGACCAGCAUGGGACAGGUCUAUAUCGAGACUGCGUUGGAUGCUGCUGCAGAUAUGUCUCUGUCUCAGGAAACUGUCAAAGUGGAACCAGAUAUCACCUAUCUGCCCCAAUUACAGCCAGCCAUCACAAUUACCAACAUCAUGUCGCGGUUUAUCAACACUGUCCUGAUCAAAUUGGCGGAGUCAAAUACAACAGUAAGACGAUCAAUGGAACUACUGGCGAAAUCAGCAGUAGAGCGGAUUGAGUCGAAAACGAACAAUAUUGUUCGAAGCACCCUCACAGUAGUUAUCAAUUGGGUUACCCGAUUGUUGGCAAAUCAGAAAAAGGCGGAUUUCCGACCAAAGGAUAGUGAGCUUGAUGGGUCCCGUGGGGUUCCUGGGUACCUCGAGACCUUGCAAACAGCAACAUGCGGCUCAAUUUGCACUUUCCUCGAUAAAGUGGCCCUAGCAGCUUCCCAAGCCAUUGAUGGCCAUAAUUUGGAAGUCUUUAGCUGCGAACUGGUCCUUGGCAUCAGAGAUCUCCUCUUUGAACACUUUAAGAAGUUUCAGGUGAACGCUACUGGUGGUUUGAUGGUGACCAAGGAUAUGUCAAGAUACGUAAAUACACUGAAGAGUUGGCCAUUAUCAAAGGAAGCUGAAGCCGGUGUAGAGCUUCUUAGUGAGAUUGGUAAUUUCUUCAUCAUUGGACCGGAGGCUCUCAAGGAGAGAUCAAGGAAUUUCCAGAUCGGGCCGGGAAAGAAACUGCAGAAGCCUGAUUUCAGAGCUUUUAUUUUAAGAAGAGAUGAUUCUUCGAGUGUGGGGAUUUUGAGUGUGCUUGCCGGGUUAUGAUGAUACCAUUCAAUAGAAACAUUUUAGAGACCAAAAGUGUAAUCUGGUGUAGGGGAAAUGAUGUGAUUUGAAAUCAAUACUCGUAGUCGAGUCUUUUCCACACAAAAUCUAG